AUGAAGUUCUUUGAUCUAGGAGGGCAGCGUGACAUUCGAACGAUUUGGUCGAAGUAUUAUGAUGAUUGCCACGCAGUCAUUUAUAUGAUUGAUGCCGCAGACCGCGAUAGGUUAUGGGAUGGAUGGGAAGUCUUUGAAACUGUCUUGGCACAUCCUCAAAUCCUUGACGUUCCACUCCUGCUUUUAGCCAACAAGCAAGAUGCGCCGAACAGCUUGUCUGUCAAUGAUGUACGAGCCAGUUAUGAAGCAUGGUGGCAAUCACGACGUGCCGAAGAUGGAGAGGAUACCUCGGAUGGAGUGAUCGUUGGCGACGACCAUAGAGGUUCGAGCCUGGAUGUGAUGGGAAUAUCGGCACUUGAGGGGAAUGGAAUACGGGAUGCAAUUGAUUGGGUAUUCAUACGCGUACAAACUGCUCGCCCUCGCGGAGGUGCUUAA
Rhizoctonia solani is the source of this 435-nucleotide messenger RNA. Its product is annotated as ADP-ribosylation factor family. The transcript is spliced from 4 exons. Gene Ontology annotation, cellular component: Golgi apparatus. Bases 1 to 435 code for a protein of 144 amino acids. Gene Ontology annotation, molecular function: GTP binding; GTPase activity. Gene Ontology annotation, biological process: intracellular protein transport; protein localization to organelle; Golgi to plasma membrane protein transport. The record is from RefSeq and is a predicted model, not a curated record. NCBI's taxonomy places the organism in Eukaryota, Fungi, Basidiomycota, Agaricomycetes, Cantharellales, Ceratobasidiaceae.